AUGAAAUUCUUCUCUAUUCUCUCCCUCGCCGCCCUCGCAACCGCCAUCCCCACCCUCGUCCAACGCGACGCCCCCGCCGUCGUCGAUGCCGUCAACGCCAUCGCCACGCACAUGGUCACCCUCAACACGACCGUGACGGCCUACAACGGCGGCGCGCUCGGCACCCUGACCGCGCUCCAGAUCGAGUGCGAGAGCAUCAAGCUCAGCAACGCGCUCAAGGCCGCCAUCGCCACCACCCACGUCGCGGCCAACUUCACCAACGCCGAGUCGCUCACCGUCGUGGGCGCGUUCAUCGCCCUGCAGCCGCAGAUCUUCUCCACGCUGGACAACAUCGUGCGCAAGAAGCCGCAGUUCGACACCGGGUUGCUGGCGAUCGGGUCGUUGGCGUUCCUGGUCAAGGCGAAUCUGGUCCAGCAGAAAGAUCUGUCUGCGGGCCUUGGGGGGGAGGUCGCGGGGAAGUUGGCGCCGUUGUAUGCGGCGCUGGCGCCGAGGAUCAAUCAGGCCAUUGAGGAUGCGUUUGUCAAGGCGAUUGCGGCUUAUUCUUAA
Aspergillus clavatus NRRL 1 is the source of this 546-nucleotide messenger RNA. Its product is annotated as cell wall mannoprotein 1 family protein. The transcript has a single exon. Lineage: Eukaryota; Fungi; Ascomycota; Eurotiomycetes; Eurotiales; Aspergillaceae. The coding region runs from base 1 to 546 and encodes 181 amino acids. Gene Ontology annotation, cellular component: extracellular region. The record is from RefSeq and is a predicted model, not a curated record.